UCUCUCUCUCUCUCAUGAUGAUUCUCCACCCUACCACACAUUUUAAAUAGUUUCUCCUACAUGGUGCUCUUAACUAAUCCAAACUGUUGUUCUCCACCAAAGAAAUGCCUUCUCUCUCAAAAGAGCAUUUUGAUCUCUACUCUGCUUUUCAUGUCCCUGAAACCCACGCUUGGUCUUCCUCCCAUCUCCAUGAUCACCCCAUCGCCGGUGACGGCGCCACCAUCCCCGUCAUCGACAUAUCCGACCCUGACGCGGCCUCCAUGGUCGGCGGAGCCUGCCGCUCGUGGGGCGUCUUCUAUGCCACCAGCCACGGGAUCCCCGCCGACCUCCUCCAUCAAGUAGAAUCCCACGCUCGCCGCCUGUUCUCUCUUCCCCUCCACCGCAAGCUCCAGACAGCCCCUCGCGAUGGCUCUCUCUCCGGCUAUGGCCGACCCCCUAUCUCCGCCUUCUUCCCCAAGCUCAUGUGGUCCGAAGGCUUCACCCUCGCCGGUCAUGACGACCACCUCGCCGUUACCUCCCAACUCAGCCCUUUUGAUUCUCUUUCUUUCUGUGAGGUGAUGGAAGCAUAUAGGAAAGAGAUGAAGAAGCUGGCUGGAAGACUCUUUAGGCUUUUGAUAAUCUCAUUGGGACUUGAUGAGGAAGAGAUGGGUCAAGUCGGGCCGCUAAAGGAGCUCUCACAAGCGGCUGACGCGAUACAACUCAACUCAUACCCGACCUGCCCGGAGCCCGAGCGGGCCAUAGGCAUGGCGGCUCACACAGACUCUGCUUUUCUCACCGUACUCCACCAGACUGACGGGGCCGGUGGGCUCCAGGUCCUUCGUGAUCAAGAUGAGUCCGAGUCGGCCCGAUGGGUUGAUGUUCUACCCCGACCCGACUGCCUCGUUGUCAACGUAGGCGAUCUGCUCCACAUACUCUCAAAUGGACGGUUCAAAAGUGUACGGCACCGCGCGGUUGUUAACAGGGCCGAUCAUCGGAUCUCAGCAGCUUACUUCAUUGGCCCGCCCGCGCACAUGAAGGUGGGCUCCAUAACCAAACUGGUUGAUAUGAGAACAGGCCCGAUGUACCGACCCGUGACGUGGCCCGAGUAUUUAGGGAUAAGGACGCGCCUUUUCGACAAGGCACUCGACUCGGUUAAAUUCCAAGAGAAGAAUUAGAAAAAGAUUAACGAUUUUACUUAAAAUAAAUUAAUAAAAAUAGAUAAUCCACUAACGGCUUUGGUUCAUUAUAUAUAUAUUUUUUCCAUUUUUUCUCUAUGUUUUUUUGUUUUAAGAAAUAUAUAUUUAAUAUGUUUGGAAGGAAAAACUUAUCAUCAAAAACUGAAAGUUGAUAAUAGCUAAAUUAUAGGUCUGUUUGGAACAGCAUUGUAACUUUUUUUUUAGAUCGUAAUUAUA
Molecule: messenger RNA, 1391 nt
Organism: Dendrobium catenatum
Lineage: Eukaryota; Viridiplantae; Streptophyta; Magnoliopsida; Asparagales; Orchidaceae
Product: gibberellin 3-beta-dioxygenase 1
Exons: 2
Coding region: 105-1154 (349 amino acids)
Biological process (GO): response to light stimulus; gibberellin biosynthetic process
Molecular function (GO): gibberellin 3-beta-dioxygenase activity
Source: RefSeq, a predicted model, not a curated record